This is a messenger RNA of Alternaria rosae, 1221 nucleotides long. RefSeq lists its product as uncharacterized. The coding region runs from base 1 to 1221 and encodes 406 amino acids. The record is from RefSeq and is a predicted model, not a curated record. Lineage: Eukaryota; Fungi; Ascomycota; Dothideomycetes; Pleosporales; Pleosporaceae. Gene Ontology annotation, molecular function: FAD binding. The transcript has 4 exons.
AUGAAAGACAAACACCAGACUAUACUUAUCAUUGGCGCAGGCAUAGCUGGGCUUGCUCUCGCGCAGGGUCUCAAGAAGAAAGGGAUUCCAUUUCUUGUUUUUGAAAGAGAUGCAUCAGCCGUGAGCCGGCCCCAGGGAUGGGCUCUCACAAUCCAUUUCAGUCUGCCACUAUUGUUAGACUUUCUUCCCGACGAUAUUGCAAGCCGACUACACACCACGAAAAUAGACCAGGCUCCAGGACAAGAUCAGAGUCACUCAAUAUUUCUCAACCUGGAGACUUGCACCUCUAAAUGGUCUUUACCGCCCACAUACGGUAACCGCAUGCGGGUCGUGCGAGGCCGACUUCGCAACAUGCUCAUGGACGGCAUUGAAGAUAGAAUUCUAUGGGGAAAGAAACUGGCAUCAUUCGACGUCGGGGCAGAAGGCGUCAAAACAGUCUUCAGCGACGGAAGUUGUUACAGCGGACAGCUUCUAGCUGGGGUGGACGGGUGUCACUCGACGGUCCGGUCCUUGCGGUACGGAGCGGAGCUCUCGCAACCCACACCCAUCCCAGCCUGCUUCCUAGGCACCCAAGCACUGGCCACGGCAUCCCAGAUGAAACCACUGCUUGCACUGGACCAGACGCUUUUCCAAGGGUCGCACCCAACGCACCCUGCCUGGAUGUGGUUUUCCGUCAUGGAACGCCCGAAGCCAGGUGGAGCAGACCCUGUGUGGCGUGUGCAAAUAUGUCUCUCGUGGCUUUCCGCCAACGGGCAUGCAGAUAUACCCAGCACGGACAAUGGGCGCAUUGCCUUGAUGAGGCAGAAAUCGGCAGACUUUCACCCGACGUUCAAAACUAUCUUCCAUGACAUCCUGUCCGAUAGCCAUGGGCCCGUUGUCAACGUUCCUUUGGAAUUCUGGUGGCUACCUUGUGAUGACUUACCCGGUGAUGCAAAGGGCCGUGUCACUCUCGCGGGUGAUGCGGCGCAUACUAUGCCUCUAUAUCGCGGAGAAGGCUUCAAUCACGCUCUCAUGGAUGUGCACAAGCUUCUUGAAGCUAUCGAUGGCGUGCGCGCCAACGACGCAGAUAGAGAACGCAUAGUUCGUGACUAUGAGAUUGAGUACACUACCCGCACAUCAUUGGCGAUCUGUCGAUCACCCGCUUCCCGAAUCUUCCUACCACGUCGCACAAGGGAAAAGGGCGACGCUCAAGCCUACUUUGGCGAGUUCGAGCCCGACUAG